GUGACUGAGUGACGAAGUGACGAAGUGACGAAGUGACGAAGUGACGAAGUGAGUUGUAAUCGACUGAGGGACUGCCGACUUACUGACAUUUUCAUCGGUGGAAAAUGAUACCCCAGAGCACUCCCCUCCUUGGCGGCCUUGGCGGCCUUCGCGGUCCUCGGCGGCAGACCCGUGGAUGGAUCCCCGAUCCAGUGAGGGGUGGAUGGUCCGGCUGGCUAAUGGUCAUGGUGCAGGCGGCGUGGUUCCGCCGAGCCCUUGUCUUGGUCGUGGGCAGCCCAGUCGACGGGCGGGUGGACAGUCUCGCGCCUGGAGCGCACCUUAGACCUGAGCUCGCACUUGACCAAGGCCCGAUUCCAGGUGGAGCUCAGCCAUAGCCAGGCCUCAGGCCCGGUGGAGGGCGUCAUGUGGGUGGGCGAGGCCGCGUGGCAAGGUCGAGUGGCCUUUAUGGGCGCCACAUCGGCGAGUUCCGGUGACAAGAAGACCUAUCUGCGUGUGCAGGAAGUGCCCGCUGGACUAGAGGGCGGUUUCCCGGCCUGGAAGAUCCAACUGAAAUCCCCCGUCAAGGCCGGUCAAACGGUGAAAAUUGACGUGGAAAUGAUCAUCACCGCUCAAAUGGAGCUCUUUCCCAAGGAGAUCACACAACGCGAAAAGCAAUUGGUCCAAUACAACGGCAACCACUAUACUCAAUGCGUGUAUGCGGUCAAGAGCCAAACCACGAAGGUCGUGCUGCCCAACAAGAACACGGAAAGCUACUCCAAGCAACUCAAGCCGGUCUCUGCCUCGGACAAUACCAUCACCUAUGGACCCUACUCCGAGGUCCAGCCCAUGGCCCAAAGCGAGAUGAGCGUGCACUUUGAAAACAACAACCCGUUCCUGAUCGUGAGUCGCCUGGAACGCACCAUCGAGCUGUCCAUGUGGGGCAACAUCGCCAUUGAGGAGACCGUGGACUUGCGCCAUUCGGGAGCCAAGCUGAAAGGCUCCUUCUCGCGAUACGAAUUCCAACGCGAGAACUCCGGCGCCUCGGCCGUCAAGAACUUCAAGACCAUGUUGCCCGCUGCCGCGUCCGACGUGUACUACCGCGACGAUAUUGGAAACAUUUCAACUUCGGCCCUGAGGACGUUGGUGGAUUCAGUGGAACUGGAUCUCCGCCCGCGAUUCCCGCUUUUUGGUGGCUGGAAGACCCAUUACUUCAUCGGGUAUAAUGUGCCCAGCUACGAGUACCUCUACCAUCAGGCCGAGCGUUACAUCUUGAACAUGCGGGUGGUCGACCACGUUUACGACGACAUGAUUGUGGAAGACUUCUUGCUUCGCAUCAUCUUGCCUGAGGGCACGCAAGUCACCGGAUUGGACACGCCAUUUAAGAUGGCUCGCCUAAAGGACGGACUACAUUUUACCUACUUGGACGUCCAAGGCCGGCCCGUGAUCACCCUCACCAACCANCCUGAUCAACUCAGAAGGCAUGAAAAUGCCCUGGAAGCCGUGUCCAAAUGGAAGCGCAAAUUAGAGUCCGCACAAACGUUUGAAGAAGCAUUGCCCAUGAUCAAGAAAAUCGAAAGAUCCAACGUUGAAUGUAAAAAGAGGAACAUUUUUCCAUUUGUGGAUCGGAAACGAAAGCGAGAGCGAAUUUCUUCAAUUUUUCCCAAUCAGAAAGUCACGAACUGCCACCGAGAAAACGAGUCUCCCAAAGCUGCUAAGAAAAANUACAAACAUAGGUUGUCCAUGGUCCAGGAGCCUCUGUUGUUGAUCUUGGCCUUCUUCAUCUUCUUUGCGCUCACCAUCGUGUACGUUCGACUGGACUUUGCCAUCACCAAGGACGAGAGCUCGGAAAUCCGGAUGCGAGUGGCGGGUUUGUGCAACAAGAUCAUGAACCACCAAGACAAGCGAUUCAAGCAGUAUGAGCAGAUUGACGAGGCCCUGGCCAAGUACAAGGCUUAUAAGGAGCAGGCCCAGUUCCAGAGCGCGGCCAAAAAGGUGGCCAACGAGGCCAAGACCGAGAACCAAGCUAUUGUCGACCUUCUGCCCGCCUUGAAAGCCAUAUCCGGAGACACGGCUGAGAAAGUGGCCGAGAUUCAACGGCUGGAUCGGGUGAUCAGAGAGCAUCAAAACAAUCAGGCGGCCAUUUUUGAUAAAUUCCUAACGUCCAAGUUGAACAAAUCGCAAUUCGUGGAGCAGGAAUUGAGUCUCGUUAAGAAACGGGACGAAGCUCGGGAAAAGAUUGACCAAAUCUACAACCACCUCAGAGGGGUCUAAACGCCUCGUCCUGAUGAAUCGUGAUCAUGGAUCAAUCACAUCAAUCACACACUAACAGUUUCGAGGUGUGCCUCGAAACCAAUGGAUUUGAGCACUACUUUUUCUUGUUAUUCUUGGCGUUCAUUGCUCUCAACAGCCGGUGUGAUUUUGUGGACGUGUUUCGUUUGUUUUAUUCUCUCUCAUUCUGACCGAGAGGACUGCAUUCCAUCAUUGUUCUUUAUUUCGCGAUCAGAGAGCAUUAAAUUUGAAAAUUCCCGUCUCCUGGGAAUCAGCAUUCACAA
Molecule: messenger RNA, 2531 nt
Organism: Tigriopus californicus
Lineage: Eukaryota; Metazoa; Arthropoda; Copepoda; Harpacticoida; Harpacticidae
Product: dolichyl-diphosphooligosaccharide--protein glycosyltransferase subunit 1-like
Exons: 8
Coding region: 403-2250 (615 amino acids)
Cellular component (GO): oligosaccharyltransferase complex; membrane
Source: RefSeq, a predicted model, not a curated record